AUGAGUAAAACCAUAGUCUGUAACAACACGCGACUCUCAGUGGCAGAAAAUCUCUUCAAUUGCCUGACACAGCUUGAGAAGAAUGGCCACCACUAUGACCGAGACCUUUGGGUCGAUGCAAUAUGCAUUGAUCAAGGCAACGAUCAUGAGCGCAAUGAUCAAGUCAGCAUCAUGGCUGACAUAUAUAGAUUGGCAGAGUGUGUGAUUGUGUGGCUAGGCGCUGCUGAUGAGCUUACACAAAAAGCUUCAGAGUUGAUAGAGCGUUUGAGUCAACUAACGGAUGAUGAGAUGCUCACUAUCGAUCCUCAAGCAUUCAAUAAUCUACAUAAGAAUGUUCCGUUGGGAUGCUCAAACUCUUCGGGUCACUGGAAAGCACUCGCUUUGUUAUUCGGGAGAAGAUGGUUUACAAGAGCGUGGGUGGUCCAGGAGUUAAUCUUAGCUCGCGGAACAACUAUCCUAUGCGGCGAUUUUACCUUGGAUUGGGAGAAGAUGGUUCGUGCUUCAGAUUUUCUAUCGAGACGAACAUCUGCGAACACAUUCAAAGAACAUCUCUUCGACGGCAUUGAUCAUGCUUUACUUUCGUACAAAAACCCUACGAAAUUAAAUGCGGUUAAGAGGGAUAUUAAUAUUGGAGCUGACAACAUUAUCCUUCACACUCUGGUUAGAUGCCGCACCUAUGAUGCUGAGAAGAAGCAUGAUAAAGUAUAUUCGCUUCUUGGCCUUGCCAAUUGUCCAAGUUAUGAUCAUCCCGAAUUAUAUCCAAAUUACAAUGAAAGUGUCACGAAGCUAUAUACUGAUGUUGCCAAGUAUAUUCUUAAAGUCUCGAAAGACCUACAUGUCCUUGCACACGCCGAGGGCGACGAUUUUAAACAAACUAAAGGACUACCUACAUGGGUACCCGAUUGGAGUGUGAGAGAAGAUCUUGGUCUUCGAAUUACUGGAUAUACCAGAUACAAUGCCGCUGGCACACUGCCAUGCUUCAAGAAGAUCCAGGAUGAAAAUAAGCUAGUAUUACGCGGGUUCGAACUGGAUACGAUUACUCGAAUAGGAGAGACCAAAAAGGAGGUUAAUCGUACGAAGAACUGUAAAAACUGGCUGGAAAUGCGCGACGAGCUUCAACGGGAGUAUCCUACUACUAACUAUAAAGAUGCUUUUUGGCGGACCCUCCUCAUCGAUACAGAUCCGUCUAGAACAGUACCGAUCAAGCAACCAUGGGAAAACGCGUUCGAUAUCUGGAUGGAGCUCUCCGAUUACGAGCCAUCCGAGACUGAUAAGCAUAGAGCUGCCCAAUACGAGACCUCUUUCACCCAUUCCUUGAAUCUGCGCCUGUUUAGGACGGCUGGUGGAAGCUUAGGCUGCGGAACUUCGUCCUGCGAAAAGGGGGACCUAGUGUGGAUAGUUCAGGGCUCGAGGGUGCCUCUAAUCCUUCGAAAAGUGCCGCAGGCGGCGACCUACGAUCUUGUUGGGGGGACCUAUCUCCACGGGUUUAUGCAAGGUGAGGCGUUGGAUGGACGAGAAUUUCAGGAAUUCACUCUGUCUUAA
Molecule: messenger RNA, 1542 nt
Organism: Daldinia childiae
Lineage: Eukaryota; Fungi; Ascomycota; Sordariomycetes; Xylariales; Hypoxylaceae
Product: Heterokaryon incompatibility protein 6, OR allele
Exons: 1
Coding region: 1-1542 (513 amino acids)
Source: RefSeq, a predicted model, not a curated record